This is a messenger RNA of Zophobas morio, 2857 nucleotides long. RefSeq lists its product as uncharacterized. Gene Ontology annotation, biological process: positive regulation of flagellated sperm motility. The transcript is spliced from 10 exons. Gene Ontology annotation, cellular component: sperm midpiece; non-motile cilium. The record is from RefSeq and is a predicted model, not a curated record. The coding region runs from base 148 to 2673 and encodes 841 amino acids. NCBI's taxonomy places the organism in Eukaryota, Metazoa, Arthropoda, Insecta, Coleoptera, Tenebrionidae.
UGCUACCACCUUAACUACCAAAAACAUUGGUUGCAAGAUAUACCCUACAUUAUUCGGCUAUAUGAAAAUAUCACGAAAAGACUGGAAAAACAAUCUGAAUUUAGAAAACCGCUCGAAUGGUUACUGCAUUUUAGUUCCGUUCCUCCCAUGAUGACCAAAAUGUCCGACAAACUGGAAUUUGCGCGAGAUCUUGAACAAUAUUUUUCCACUUUAGGUUAUUUAUUACUUUGUCUGCAGGACGACGAUUUAAAAAAAUUAGUAAUUGGUACAAUUAAAACGUUACUAGAUUAUAAACCACCUAUUGGAUAUUGUUGCGUACUUCUUGAAGAUUGUAACGCAGCAGUGGAAGCCAGUCAACUCCCAGAAAUUUUGGCUCAACUUGCAGACUUUGUAAAUGACGAUAUAUAUCCCUUGUUGCUCAAUUUGAUGUACCUGGUUUGUACAAUAUCCAAAAAGACAUGUCAGAAAAUGUUAUCGCAAGGUGUACUUGAAUUUUUGUUAAAAAGAUUCGAACCGACUUGGCGUGAACGAGAUGAACACACAAAACCUGUCAAUCCCUCAGUCAGAAACACUAUUCCCACUUUUGAAGACACCUGUUGCGUGUUAUGGAAACUACUGAAUGCAAUAGAUAACACGAUACAUGUUAAAGAGCCAUCGGAAUUUGCCUUGUGGAGCCUGCAGUACGCAUUUCGAUGGUCGAAUGUCUGCCCAGAACAGAAGUUUAAUCGCAAUAAUUUAACAGCGCUCAUUUUGAAAAUCCUGCUAACUUUUCCUGCAAAGGAUUUUUCGACAACUGACAUUUUCGAGGAUAUAUUAAUACUCUCCGUAACUGCAGCAGGUUGUGGAUGUCUUUCAAAUUUAGAGUUUUCGGAAGACGAGAUGGAUUUUCAGUUCAAAAAAAUUAUCUGGUCGUGUCUACACUUCUUUCAACCAACAACACCUUUUGUGGUAUGUAAACGGUACAACAUGCGUGUGUUUAUGGUGUGGACAAUGCAUUUUUUGCAGUUUGUCGAAAAAAAUGAAAUUACAAAAGCGUUCCUAAAAAAAGUAUUUGAAGAGCAUACAACUGAUAAAAAUCACAUUGAGCAAUACUGCGAACUUGUUAAAAUUGUACUAAAGAUAAUACCCAAAUUUGUGUCCUCAGUGGAAACUUUACUAUACUUAAAUGGACCGAUUAAACUCAUCAGCAUAAUUGAAGGCUAUUUGUUAAAAACGUACAACAUAGAAGUACUAGAAGCCUAUCUGUACUGCUUAAGUCAACUUCUGUUUCCACAUGACGAGGAUAUCAUUGGUGUAGUUGGAGAAUAUCGAACAGCCGACAUAGUCUUGGGUAGAUUAACUAUACCUACUACGCAAAUAAUAAAUUACGCACCUUUUUAUUUGGCAGAUGUUUGUGUCAAAAUUCUUGACAACACAACUACUUUGUCAAGAAUGUAUCAAAAGGCUUUGGCACAUGGUUUCUGCGUUUUAUACGUUCUUUGCACAUUCGAUUUUUUACGCAAUUUCAACGCUAUUAACUUAUGUACUAGGUUUCUAAGACGUGUCAUCGACCCACCACCAACCGAUCCCCUCAUCGACGUUCGAGUCAUCAUUUGUGGCAUCCAUUUGCUCUGGGAGUGUAUGAUUACGUCUAGAGAAUUCUACAGAGAGUUUCUGAAAGCAGGAGGAGUCUAUCUUUUACUUGACGUCACAGAAGCAUGUACUUUUCCAAUAAAGUCACUGUCGCUUGGAGUCCUUGCAGACGCCUCCAAAAAACUAUCCAGUAUUCCUUAUUUCAUCACUUGGAGAAAACAUGGGAAGAGAUUACGACCAAUGCUUUUGGAAAUAUUUAGAAACAAAACAGAGAAAGAGUGUGACGGUGUAAACAAUACCGAAAUUCAGAAAGGAAAAUUCAAAAAUGUGUGGCUGUCACUGUGUCAAAAGCAGAGAAUCUAUUUUCACACUGGCUGCGUUCGAAACGAUGAACUUCUCAGAAUAUGUAGGUGUAGGAUACAUGGGAUAUUGUUUUCCCUAAAAGUACGAUUUAAAGAUAAAGUCGCGAUUGCGAAUGAACACUACAAGCUGUUUAACGAAAAAUUAGGGCUUGAUGAUGAGAUAACAGCCCUAUUUGCCGAGAACUUCUUGUCUUUGACCAUGUGUAAAUCGUGGUUAACAGUGGCCAAGGAAUUAAAAAAUGAAGGAAUCACACCCGUUGACACCGACUAUGAGAGACUAAAUGAACAGGUUGAAGUAAUUAAAUGUUGGAAGUCCUUUCUGAGGGACUUAAUUCAAACCGCUGUUGAAAAACAAAAGAAAAACGAGAAAACGAGCGAGCUGGAGCUGUACUCAAUUUUAAAAGAGGCGCGAUUAUCAGACGCUUUAGAUGCCUUAAAGGAACUACGUUACAUAUCAAACUGCACAGAAAGAAUGUUCCAGAUGAGGCAAAAAUUAGUGCAACAGCAAGACAUUGAACCGAAACGGACUCCAAGUCUCAACUUUCAUAGAACAAUAUGUGAAUUGCCGUUUACUAGCAUCUACAAUCAAAGUAUUAACAUACAGAGCAAUAUUAUUUAUGAGAAGAAAGAAGAACAGAUCUCUCCUACUCCCAUUUCUUUGCAUUACAGUGAAUCGCUUUCACAGGACAGUUCUGACCACAGUUUAGACGAAUAUUCAGUGAACUGUGAUAUGGAUUAAGCAAAUGGUUAUGGUUAUUUUUUAUUCAGCAUGUAUUAAAUACAAAAAUAAUUUAAAUACAAAAUUAAUUGUUUGUUUACAUGAAGCUAGAUUAUUUCUUGGUAUUCAGUAUUUGACAUUUUAAAGUAAUGUUUAAGUCAAUGUAAUUAUUGCUGUAGAAAAUACACAGAGUUCCACGUAAACA